UACAGGCCGCCCUGUUUAGUCGUUGUAGUGGCACCUGUUGAAUAAAGAUUGAUUUCACUUCACUUCUUUCGUCCAAUUCAAGUCACUUAUCUGCAUUUUGCAGGCUGCUCAUGUUUGCCGUUGCCUCACCCUGACACUAAAUUUAGCGCUAGCAGCUCAGGAUCUUUCAACGUGUGAUGUAAAAAUAGCAGAGAGGGAAGUCCGCUCACCAGACAGCAGAUAUACAGGACCGACUGAGUGUAAGCUGAUAAAAGUUAACUGCAGAAACAGACUGAAUAACGACAGACAUUAAUCAUACGCGAGGCAUGUUUAAACGCUCAGUACAGGAUUUCGAAGUUAGACAGGCAGAGAGAAAGACAGGUACCUUCAUAGCUACUGUUAAGAUUAGAGACAGACAGGCCCAGUGACAGACAGACCGAGGACACAUAUAAUAGUUCACCUUAAUGUAAACUCUUAUUGGUUACAGCAGCGGAUGUAAACAGACUGUGAGAGAGAGAGACAGAAAGAUAUCAGUUUGACCAGUCAGUCUUCAACAAGACACUGCACUGAGAACUGGACCAAAACUGGACUAAUACAUUCAUCUAUAUUGUAGGCGACAGGAUGUUGUCAAAAAAGGAAGAGCGGAGGUCAUUCAGCAACGGGCCACUGAGAGACCAAUGGGAGAAGAAAGCUCAGAGCCUGGCGAACGAGGUCAAACAGGAGGCUGAACGGAAGGAGAAGAGUGACCACAAAAUAUCUCACUCAAAGUGGAAUUAUCACUGGUCAUUAGUUUUAAAUGGAGAAUUCAAGAAGCUCACCAGCGGCGCAGAUGAAGCGGAAAAGAACAAGUCGAAAAUCAAAUUCAAAGUCGUCCCCCCUCCUCCCAAACCCAAACAUCAGCCUGCUCCUCCUCCGCCUCCUCCCAAGAAAGCAGCUUCGCCCAAACUUCGCAUGGAAAAGCGUAAAGUUGUAGUGGACGUGUUCGGGAUAUACUGGAGAGACUCCUGGAUGAGCCUCAAGCCUCCAAAGUAUCUUUACCUGAAGGCCAAAGAGAUGAAAACCAGAAUCCCAGGAUUCACAACAAUAGAGCUGACAAACAACAGGGAGUACAAGCCAAAGGAGUACGGAUCAGAGGAGGAUUGGGUGUUUCCUGAUGAUGAAUGGAGUCAAUCCUGGAAACAGGUGAAGAGCCCUGUACAGCUGGAGGUCUCUGAGGAGAAACAAUUCGAGUGGGAGAUUUUGUUUGAAAGAAAACCGGUUUGCAAAACUGAGAUAGAAAUAUUUUUACUUCCUCCUUGGGCCGGUACUUGGAAGUUCAUGAACUUUCCAUUCAGACAGGAGAAAAAGUACUGGGAUCGUAUCUGGCCUAAUUACCAACAAAACCUCAGCAACAAGUUUGACAAAGUACAACGACUAAAGGAGCAGGAGGAGCCCUUUGACUGGGAGGAUUCGUGGAAACUGUCCGAGGCAGAACUUGAUGAUGACGUAGAUGUAGAAGAUGACGAUGGCGAUGAGGAUGAGGAUGACGAUUACGAUGACGAUGACGAUGACGAUGACGAUGACGACGACGAUGACGAUGACGACGACAAUGGCGAUGACAAAACAUCAACUGCAAGCUCCUCCAGCACUGAAACCACAGUGAUGACGAGGAUAAACAACGUGUUCCUGCCCGGGUGGAGCAACUCCUGGCUGCUCUCUGCUGCUCCUCUGGAGGAAGCAGAAGAACGUCGCAAGAACUGGAACUCCUGCUGGGGAUACAGCCAACAGAUCAGGUGGUGCAUGGCUUCACUGCGGGCCCAUCAUCGACACAGUGCCAUGCUGACUCAGAGACGUAGAGCCACAAACCUCCUCCUCACAUCACAGCUGGACGAUGAGAUCACAGAUAGCGCGGAGUGGACGGAGGCCUGGAAGACUCCAAAAAGAUGGAUCGAACAAGAGGAUGACGAACUGGACGAGAAGCAGGAGGAGGAGGAGGAGGAGGAGGAGGAGGAUGAAGGAGUGGACAAUGAGGAGGAUGUAGAAGUAGAUGAGGAGGAGGACAAGGACGAAGGAGUGGAAGAGGAGGAGGAGGAGAACAAAGAAGAAGACGAGGAAGAGAGGGACUUAGACAUACACAAGAUGGAAAACCAACAAGUUAACAAGGAGGAGGAUGACGAAGAUAAGGAGGAGGAUGAAGGAGUAGAUGAGGAGGAGGAGGAAGAAGAGGAUGAGAAAGAGGUCAACAAUGAGGAGAAGGACAAAGAAGUACACGAGGAGGAGGAUGUGGAUAAGGAAGAGGAAAGCGAGGAAGAAGAAGAAGAAGAAGAAGAGGAGGAGGACAAAGAAGACAAGAAGGAGAGGGACUUAGAAAUACAUAAGGAGAAGGAAGACAAAGAAAUUAACAAGGAGACUGAAGGAGUAGAUGAGGAGAAGGAAGAAGAAGAAGAAGAAGAAGAAGAAGAAGAAGAGGAGGAGGACAAAGAAGACAAGAAGGAGAGGGACGUAGAAAUACAUAAGGAGAAGGAAGACAAAGAAAUUAACAAGAAGGAGACUGAAGGAGUAGAUGAGGAGAAGGAAGAAGAAGAAGAAGAAGAAGAGGAGGAGGAGGACAAAGAAGACAAGAAGGAGAGGGACGUAGAAAUACAUAAGGAGAAGGAAGACAAAGAAAUUAACAAGAAGGAGACUGAAGGAGUAGAUGAGGAGGAGGAAGAAGAAGAAGAUGAUGAAGAAGAAGAAGAUGAUGAAGAAGUCAACAACGAGGAAGAGGAUGAAGACAAAGCAGGAAAAAAGAAGAGCAAAGAGGAUGAAGCAUGUAAAGAGGGGGAAGAAAAAGAUGUAGAUGAGGAGGAGGAAGGCAAGGAAGAAGACAAAGAGGAGGAAGAGGAGGACAAAGAAGUAAAGGAGAAGAAUAAUGACAAUGAAGUGCAUAAAGACGAUGCAGAUGAGGAAGAGGAGGACGAGGAGGACGAGGAGAAAGAACAUAAGGAGGAGGACAAAAACAUCAAACAAAAUUGUGGGGACGAUGAAGACGAAGAAGAGGAGGAGAAAGGCGAAGCAGUAGAAAAGGAGGACGAGGAAGAAGAAGCAGAAGAGGAGGAGACGGAAGCAAAAGACAAAGACGAGAUGGAGGAGGAGGAAGAGGAGGAGGAUGAGGAGAAUGAAGAAGUACAUGAGGAGAAGGACAAAAUAGCAAACAUUAAGGAUGAAGUAGACAACAACAAGGAGGACGACGACGAAGAGGAAGAGUCAGACAAAGAGGAGGAACAGGAGGAUGAAGAGGUAGACGAGAAGGAGGACAAAGUAGACAGGGAGGUGAAAAAUGAAGAUGAAGAGGAGGAGGACAAAGAUGAUGAAGCAGAAAAAGACUCGGAGGAAGAAGUAGACAAUGAAGAAGUGGACGAGGAUGUGGAGGAUGACGAGGAGGAGGAGACUGACAAAGAAGACGCUAAAGUAGAGGAGAUGAUGGUCAAAAAAGAGGAGGACCGCAAGGAAGUAGACGAGACAGAGGAGGACAACAACGGAGAGAAAGUAAAGAAACGAAUCAAACGCAAACCCGAUGCCCCGCUCCAUCUGCAGUUCCACAAGCUGAACGCGUCCUUCUCCUCCUGGAAGCAGUCGUGGAUGGUGGCGGUAGCUCACAGAUCAGGAGAUGAAGUUGAAGAGGAGGAGGAGGAGGAAGAGGAGGCAGAGGACUGGCAGGCUUGGAGAGAGUCGUGGAGGAUUUGUCGCAGGAAGAAGCCGGAUGAGGACGUGGUGUGUUUCUCCACCGAGCACCGGAGUCAGAGAUACGUGGGACUGAUGCAUAAAGAAGACGGUAUGCCAAAGAGUGAAUGGACUCUCAGCUGGAAGACGAACAAGACGGCAGCAAAGGAUGUAGACACUGAAGAAGAAGAAGAAGAAGAAGAGGAAGAGGAAGAGGAAGAGGAGGAGGAAGAAGAAGAAGAAGAAGAGGAGAGUUGAAAUGUUCUGAUAGCUCAAAGAUUUGCCUGUAAUUUGUGAAGAUUGUUUUAAAUGCUGGAGCUCAGGGAAGUUAGAAAGGCUGGGUAUACAACCUAAAUACUUAUGGUACUGAAUGUGUUAGAAUGAAUCCAAAAGCUGGCGUUGACAUAGUCUCGCGAUACCAGACAAUCGGAGAUCUCCCCCAACCGAAUGUCUGGAGAUUUCUAAAUGCAAAGUUGUUGCUAGAACGGCGGCAAGAACAGCUGCUAACAAACCUUCGCACCUUACAUGUCCUGGAUUCGGACAGGCCAAUCACAACCGUUUAUCUACCUAUCUACUAACCUUUAUUAUGCCACGUCGGGAUAACGUCAUUGGUCCACGUGGCUCCGGGUGAGAAAGAAGGGAGGGAGCCUGAGAUUCUUGAGGAAUAAAACCUGCGAUCGCGAGUCACAUUCUGGAGCCGUUUACUGGCGGGACGAGAGAGAUUAUUUUUAUUUUUUAUUCCUUGAACAGCAGCAACAGUGAGUGAACCUUUUCCGCGUGUCUGUUUGCACAGUACUGUGAAUGUGUUUCUGCUACGACAAUGAUUACAAGCACUGUACUGCUGCAUGUCACCGCCCCAGUAUAAAGGGCCGUCCUCAAAGGCCCUGAUACACCAAGCCGACGGUCGGUCGUCGAACAGUUUGGGGCCGUCGGUGAGCGUCUGUCGGUCUAGUUUUUGCGGUGUGACCUGUGUUGUCGGCUCUACUCUGCCUAUGUUGCCGGCUCUAGUUUAAUUGCUAACAUGAGGCAGUGACAGUCUUGCAAUAUGAUGCACUUUAAGAGAGAGGUGACAGACGUUAAGGAAGAAUUUGGCAAAAAUAUGUAGAUAAUGUAAUGUGAGAAAUGUUCAGGGGUGUAGAAGUGAAAGACGAUGCAGAGAUCAGUCUUAACAGUUUGUAUAGAAAUUUAAAGAAGAUCAUGUAUAAAUAUUUAACUGCAUUUAAUUAAGUUAUGAAUCUUAUAUAUAUCACACAAAAGUCAGGUAAAUGUUGAACAAUCACACUAAAACAAUAGCCCAACAUUUUGUAUGAUACGAUUUUUCACUGUCUUUCUUCUAUGUGUGUGUGAAAUGACAAGAUCGAUAUCAAUCUCUCUUAGUUAACGUGUUAGAGGUGGUAGUUGGUGCACUGGAGCCUCUAGACUCGUUUCUCCAAACUAAAGACAAGUUGUUGUCAGUUGAAUUGAUCGAUGCUGAAUUAUAUUUGACAAGUAAAUAAAAUCCAGUGAACUGACGCUUCAACUUUUCCACAAUCACAGUUGUAUUUUGAAUGUGUUAUAAAUCAGCCACCAGAUGGAGACACAGAGUCACUGACUGCCUGUGGUCCAUCUCAGCCUGCAGUUUGGUGGAGCUCCAUAGAUUUGUUGUUGUUGUGGCAAACAGAUUUUCUCUCCAGUGACUAUUUUGUAUGAAAGUGAAGUUUUAUUACAGCAUGCAUAAGCUUCAUCAGACUUUGGCUACACAGGCGAUAUUUGUGGCAGGCAUUGUUGUUUUUAGUGUCUUUGGUGGAAUAGUUGAUAAAAAAAUAAAGAGUGAAACUGCAGUUA
Molecule: messenger RNA, 5484 nt
Organism: Sebastes umbrosus (honeycomb rockfish)
Lineage: Eukaryota; Metazoa; Chordata; Actinopteri; Perciformes; Sebastidae
Product: glutamic acid-rich protein-like
Exons: 7
Coding region: 601-3918 (1105 amino acids)
Source: RefSeq, a predicted model, not a curated record